Amphimedon queenslandica is the source of this 994-nucleotide messenger RNA. Its product is annotated as kinesin-like protein KIF15. NCBI's taxonomy places the organism in Eukaryota, Metazoa, Porifera, Demospongiae, Haplosclerida, Niphatidae. The transcript is spliced from 8 exons. The record is from RefSeq and is a predicted model, not a curated record. Bases 165 to 902 code for a protein of 245 amino acids.
UACCUGUAUUGUGUCUAUUCCUGUUACAGUUAUUAGUAAAGGAGACUGAGAUACAACAGUUGAAGGAUCAUCAAACUGAAAAGGAACAGCUACUGGAGCAAGUAAGGUCCAUCACUGAUGAUGACGAUAUUUUUGGAUUUUUUGAUACUCAAACCGAACGACUGAUGGGCCUGGAAUCAGACAAGAAUCAAUUGAAUUUGAUAAUUAAUGAGUUACAAGAAAUAAUUGAUAAUAAUAAUGAAAAGAUUAGAGAACAAGAAGUUGAAUUAUCAUAUUAUUCUGAGUUAAAGAGAGAUCACGAGUUAUUGAAGACACAGCAACUGUCACUGGAAUAUAAACUGGAGACAUACCAAACUGAACACAUUAACAGUGAAGGAGAGUUAUUGAAGAGAUUGGAGUCACUGAAAGAAGAUAAUGAAAUAUUACAAGAAAGAAUUAAUGCACUAACAAUGGAGAAUGAUACCAUCAGUACAAGACUGGAAGAAACUACACUGGAAUUGACUAGUUGUAAAGGAAGACUAUCAUUAUCAGAAGAACAGCUGAACAGGUUACAGGAACAAGAAGAAUUGACUUUUAAGGAGAAAGAGGAGCUUAGAUCAUCACUGGAAAUAUUACAAGAAGAGAAGUCGAAACUACAACAAGAGUAUCAAGAGAUAGUAAAGGAGAACGCUUCAUUAUCUGGUCAUCGUAACCUAAGACAAAGGAUACAGUUCCAUGCUGACCUCAAGGAGAAGUACCACAAGCUACUUGAAGAUCACAGGGUGUUGGAGGAGAAGUUCCAGUCUAAUUCAGCAGCUGUAGCUCAAGCACUGCUGAUGAGUAAAGAUCAACCGGUACCAUCACAACAAAGAGUGACCAGGAGCAAACUGAAGGGGAAGGAGAACAUUAGCAAAAUAGUUUAAUAUUAUUAUUAUUAUUAUUAUUAUUAUUAUAUUUAUUUAGUUUAUUAUUGUUUUUCAACCCUUUACUUUAUAAUAAAUGCUGUUUAACUCAU